CCACAUGUGGCUUGUGGCUACCCUUUGGACAGAGAAGCUCUGGAGCCUGGCUUGGUGGCCUGUUUGCCAUGGAGUGCUAUCUGGUUCUUGACACUGCAUCCUCUUCAGGGUUGCCAUGGAAAGUCACCUGAUGUCCACUUCAUUGUGCAAGACUACAUUGUCAUCACUUCAGCCUCUCACGCAUCCAACGGAUCCAGGAUUGGAAAGGCCAACUUCUCCCACCUCGUUUUUGGGUCAGCUUCCUCCACCUGCAUCACUGCAUGGCACAGACACAGACAUGAGCAAUCAGGAAGUGAUUUAUUCCUCCUUGAGAGUUCUUCAGUCUCCUUCAGAGUCACAAAGUAGAUUAAAGCCUUGUGGUACUAAAAGGCCUGGGAAAACAGAUGACAAAGAGUUUUCAGUGACCUGGCAUCUCAUUGUAGUGACUCUUGGGAUCCUCUGCUUAAUUCUAUUGGUGACAGUCACAGUGUUGGGGACAAAGAUUUUUCAGUAUAUUCAAGAAAAACAUCAACAGGAGGAAAUUCUACGAAAUCUCAGUCAAAAGUACCACAAUAUAAAAAAUGAUAGCUACUUAAAGGAGCAACUUCUGACAAAGAAGACUUUAGAAUAUGACAUUCUCAAAAAUGAAACUCUUCAGCAGAAAAAGGAACUGGACUCACUCUUUAUAGGAAAGAAGAGAUGUCGUAGAAAACAGGAGAGCUUUUCAAAGUCUUUGCAAAAUACAGGCAAACUCUGUGAAGACCACGGGUCCUGUUGUGGAGGAAAGUGUUAUUAUUUUACCACUGAAAAAAAAGACUGGAAGGGAUGUAAACAGACUUGCCAAAGUUGCAGUUUAUCUCUUUUGAAGAUAGAUGAUGAAGAUGAACUGGCCUUCCUUCAACCCCAGACUUAUGGAAACUACUACUGGAUUGGAUUAUCAUAUAAUGCAGAGGAAAGGAAGUGGAAAUGGAUUGACAAUGGCACAUUUUCUGGAACUAAAUCUACAAUAGUGAGUUUGCCUACUGGGAUAGGACAAUGUGCAUUUUUAAGCUCAACAAGAAUAACAAAUGUUGAUUGCUCCAAAACCUAUAAUUGUAUCUGUGAGAAGAGAAUUGACUGUGUUUCCACUGGCUGCUUCAAGUAGAGACAGAAGAAAGGGACUUAUUCCAUUGUGGAAAAAGAGAUGAGUUGGAAGAGGAAGAAAAUGCUCUUUUGGACCGUGAUUUAAGAGAUCAGAUGCCGGCUGUCUUCUAGGGGAAGCGGGGAAGAUUUUGUCUUUGGAAAUCAGUUACCCCUCUCUUUAAUGACCCUGAGAAAUUCUCUCUUUCUGUUUCCCUGAACUACCCACAGAGCCAAUUAGACAGCUCUGGAUCUUCCUUAUCCAUAGGAUAAAUCAUUUCAAUAGGCUUAGGCUUGGAGAGAUGGCACAAUAAAGAACUAAAAAAAUAGUUAUCCUGCCCAUCCCUCAUUUAGAUGCUUACUUCUCAUUUAACAUUGAAACGAUAGUACCAGGAACUCUCAUAUAACCUUUACCCAUAGUUACCAUUUGUUUAUAUUUUGCUCUAGCUGCACUUUACAGUUCUCUUUCUCUUUCUAUACUGAUCCAUUUGAUAAUAAAUUGGGGACAUUAUGUUCCUUUGUCUAAAUAUUUUACAAGAACAAGGACUUUGUCUUUUAUAACCAUAGUACAAUUAUCAAAAUCAGGAAAUUUAACAUUUCUACACUACUAUGAUUUCAUCUAUAAUCCAUAUGCAAAUUUUGUCAACUGUCCCGACAAUGUCAUUUAUAGGUAUUUUUCCUCCAUGUUCAGGAUCAUGCAAUACAUUUAGUUGUGAUGUCACUUUAGUUUCCUUUAAUCUGGGACAAUUCCUCAGGAUUUCUUUGUUUUCCUUGACCUUGACAUUUUAAUAAUCAACCUUAUUGAGUCAUACAUUCAUGCAAUAAAAUGCAUCUUUUUUAAAUCAUGAGAUCAAUGGGUUUUUAACAAAUGUGUACACCUCUUAAAUACCAUCAAAUCAAGACAAAGAACAUUUUCAUCACCUCCAAAAGUUCUUUUCUGCCCCUCCCCACCCACUUGGCCCCAGAC
Messenger RNA from Diceros bicornis minor, 2065 nucleotides. Its product is annotated as T-cell surface glycoprotein YE1/48-like. The record is from RefSeq and is a predicted model, not a curated record. The coding region runs from base 116 to 1123 and encodes 335 amino acids. Lineage: Eukaryota; Metazoa; Chordata; Mammalia; Perissodactyla; Rhinocerotidae. The transcript is spliced from 9 exons.